AAGGAUUCUUCUGUAACGUCGACGUUCUGUAAUCAAGUCUUGAUCACAUCAAUGAAAAUUCGAUUCAAAAUACCAAUUUUUAUCAACAUGCGAUCAACAUAAAUAUCAAGUACGGAGUGUGAUGGCAUUUUUGGCGUACAUGUGGAUAAUUCAGGAAUAAUUUUUGAACUGAUUCAGGAUUAUUGGCUUUCACUGAUAAAGAAUUUAUAGGAAGAAAUCUCAAGCUUCACUACCAGUGCCUGAUAUCAUCAACACCAACGCUCAAUUUUUCAACAAAAAGCGUGUGGCAAUUGUAGCAUUGUUCACUAAUUAACUAGAUGUCAGUGUCAAAUAUGAGAAAGAACGAUCAUCAUAAUAUUCCAGUAUUGGGUCCAAAUGGAACUAUUGUAGAAAAUUGGUCCAGUAUUUCACCCAAGAUCGCCAAAGUAAAUUAUGUUUGGAUAAUCAACUAUUACAGUUUCUACCACAAAAAUGGAGAACAGCUUCGCUCUCCGAUAUUUACUGCGACUGCCAACAAUCGAUGCAUGUGGUUUCUACAGUUGUGCUUCGGCAAUGACGAAUUCAUUGGAAUUGAUAUUAUUCUGGAUCGUGCCAGCGAAUGCAACAAGGUAUUCGCGAAAUUCACCGUAUCUAUUUUGGAUAACGAACGAAAGCAACUAGUUACAAAAUACAGUCAGACUUGCGAAUUCGAUGGAAUCAGAGGAGAUUAUUGGGGAUUCAAGAAGUUCGUGUGCAAAAGUCAUCUCUCCGAUCUCGAUAAAUUCGCACCAGACGACAAAUUGACGAUUUAUUGCGAAAUUACUUUUUCUGAACUUGAAGAUCUGGUCGAAAAUUCAGAUCAAAUCGACUCCGCUUGGUUCCAGCCAAAAGUUCCAGUAAAUGAUCUUUCCGAAGACUUGAAACGAUUUUACACGAGUCAGCAUCUUACGGACGUUGUAAUAUCAGUGAAAGGAAAAUGCUUCCCAGCUCACAAAGUCAUCUUGGCGGCGCGUAGUUCUGUGUUUUCAGCCAUGUUCACCCACGAUACGAAAGAAAACCAAAGCAAUCGCGUUGACAUUACAGAUAUCGAUGAAAACAUAGUAGAAGAAAUGUUGUAUUACAUGUACACCGGAAACAUUCAUGAUUUAGAUAAUUCGGCUGAAGGAUGACUGAUGGUAGCCGAUAAAUAUGAAAUGGAAGGCUUGAAAGCUAAAAGCGAAGAUGCGCUGCUGAAGAAGUUGACCGUUCAAAACGCAGUGGAUAACUUGGUACUCGCAGAUUUUCAUCACGCUGAUAAAUUGAAAUUGAAAACGAUUAGUUUUAUAGUUGCGAAAUCGGUCGAAGUUAUGCGUACGAAAUCGUGGAACGAUAUUGUCCUGUCACAUCCUCAUUUGGUCAAUGAAGUAUGCAGAGCUCUGUCGCAUCAGUUAGCGUUAUAUUCGUGAAUUUCUGCGAUGACGAUAUUUUUAUUAUUUUUUAAUGUUUUUUUUUCAAGGCCUUUUUUCGAUUUUUGAUUUUUUUGUUCAACUUUUUUUUUAUACUGUAAUGUGCUUCUGCAGAUUUAUUGGCAGAUACCUAUUAAAUUAUUUUACUUGGUUGUAAUUCUUUA
Molecule: messenger RNA, 1588 nt
Organism: Planococcus citri (citrus mealybug)
Lineage: Eukaryota; Metazoa; Arthropoda; Insecta; Hemiptera; Pseudococcidae
Product: protein roadkill-like
Exons: 2
Coding region: 318-1148 (276 amino acids)
Biological process (GO): regulation of proteolysis; proteasome-mediated ubiquitin-dependent protein catabolic process
Cellular component (GO): cytoplasm; nucleus
Molecular function (GO): ubiquitin protein ligase binding
Source: RefSeq, a predicted model, not a curated record